Molecule: messenger RNA, 3614 nt
Organism: Microtus oregoni (creeping vole)
Lineage: Eukaryota; Metazoa; Chordata; Mammalia; Rodentia; Cricetidae
Gene: Gys1
Product: glycogen synthase 1
Exons: 16
Coding region: 204-2420 (738 amino acids)
Biological process (GO): glycogen biosynthetic process
Cellular component (GO): cytoplasm
Molecular function (GO): alpha-1,4-glucan glucosyltransferase (UDP-glucose donor) activity
Source: RefSeq, a predicted model, not a curated record
UCGCCCGACUCGGUGUCGCCGUGCUUCCUACCUGAGUCGGAGCGCUCUGGGGCGGGGGUGCGGUCGUGUAAUAGGAAGCGGAGUGCUUUGCAAGCUUCCCGUGGGACACCCGCUAACCCGGCCGGUCGCCAAGUCUGGUGCAUUCCCAGCCGACCUCUCCGGUUUUCAUUUUUGGUGCUCGAAGUCCCUUGCUUGUAGCAGCCAUGCCUCUCAGCCGCAGUCUCUCCAUGUCCUCACUUCCAGGACUGGAAGAUUGGGAGGAUGAGUUCGACCCGGAGAACACAGUGCUUUUCGAGGUGGCCUGGGAGGUGGCCAACAAGGUGGGUGGCAUCUACACUGUGCUGCAGACGAAGGCGAAGGUGACUGGGGAUGAGUGGGGUGACAACUACUACCUGGUGGGACCAUACACGGAGCAGGGCGUGAGGACUCAGGUGGAGCUGCUGGAGCCCCCGACUCCUGAGCUGAAGAGGACCCUGGAUUCCAUGAACAGCAAGGGCUGUAAGGUGUAUUUUGGGCGUUGGCUGAUCGAGGGGGGACCCCUAGUGGUGCUCCUGGAUGUAGGGGCCUCAGCCUGGGCCCUGGAGCGCUGGAAGGGUGAGCUUUGGGACACCUGCAACAUCGGGGUACCCUGGUACGACCGUGAGGCUAAUGACGCUGUCCUGUUUGGCUUCCUCACCACCUGGUUCCUGGGUGAGUUCCUGGCGCAGAACGAAGAAAAGCCAUAUGUGGUUGCCCACUUCCACGAAUGGUUGGCAGGCAUCGGUCUGUGUCUGUGCCGUGCCCGGCGCUUGCCAGUGGCAACCAUCUUCACCACCCAUGCCACGCUGCUAGGGCGCUAUCUGUGUGCUGGUGCCGUGGACUUCUACAACAACCUGGAGAACUUCAAUGUGGACAAGGAAGCAGGCGAGAGGCAGAUCUACCAUCGCUACUGCAUGGAGCGAGCCGCUGCCCACUGCGCUCACGUCUUCACCACUGUGUCCCAGAUCACCGCCAUUGAGGCUCAGCACCUCCUCAAAAGGAAACCAGAUAUUGUGACCCCCAACGGGUUGAAUGUGAAGAAGUUCUCUGCUAUGCACGAGUUCCAGAACCUUCAUGCUCAGAGCAAAGCACGAAUCCAGGAGUUUGUGCGAGGUCAUUUUUAUGGGCACUUGGACUUCAACUUAGACAAGACUCUGUAUUUCUUUAUUGCUGGCCGCUACGAGUUCUCCAACAAGGGAGCUGAUGUGUUCCUGGAAGCCUUAGCCCGGCUCAACUAUCUUCUCAGAGUGAACGGCAGCGAGCAGACAGUUGUUGCCUUCUUCAUCAUGCCGGCCCGGACCAACAAUUUCAACGUGGAGACCCUGAAGGGCCAAGCCGUGCGCAAACAGCUCUGGGACACGGCCAAUACAGUUAAGGAGAAAUUCGGGAGGAAGCUUUACGAGUCCUUACUAGUGGGGAGCCUCCCAGACAUGAACAAGAUGCUGGACAAGGAGGACUUCACUAUGAUGAAGAGAGCCAUUUUUGCUACUCAGCGGCAGUCUUUCCCCCCUGUGUGCACCCACAACAUGCUAGACGACUCCUCAGACCCCAUCCUGACCACCAUCCGCCGAAUUGGCCUUUUCAACAGCAGUGCUGACCGUGUGAAGGUGAUUUUCCACCCGGAGUUCCUCUCCUCCACGAGCCCUCUGCUCCCUGUGGACUAUGAGGAGUUUGUCCGAGGCUGUCACCUUGGAGUCUUCCCCUCCUACUAUGAGCCCUGGGGCUACACACCUGCGGAGUGCACCGUCAUGGGCAUCCCCAGCAUCUCCACCAACCUCUCGGGCUUUGGCUGCUUUAUGGAGGAACACAUCGCAGAUCCCUCAGCUUACGGCAUUUACAUUCUGGACCGGAGGUUCCGCAGCCUGGAUGACUCCUGCUCACAGCUCACCUCCUUCCUCUACAGUUUCUGUCAGCAGAGCCGGCGACAGCGCAUCAUCCAGCGGAAUCGCACAGAGCGGCUGUCAGACCUGUUGGAUUGGAAGUACCUAGGCCGGUACUACAUGUCUGCACGCCACAUGGCCCUGGCCAAGGCUUUUCCAGAUCAUUUCACCUAUGAGCCCCACGCGGUAGAUGCGUCCCAGGGGUACCGUUACCCACGGCCAGCCUCCGUGCCGCCAUCGCCCUCACUGUCUCGACACUCCAGCCCACACCAGAGUGAGGACGAGGAAGAGCCCCGGGAUGGACUACUGCGGGAAGACAGUGAGCGUUAUGACGAGGAAGAAGAGGCUGCCAAGGACCGCCGCAACAUCCGAGCACCGGAGUGGCCCCGCCGGGCCUCCUGUUCUUCCUCCACAGGUGGAAGCAAGAGAAGCAACUCAGUGGACACUGGCGCCUCCAGCUCACUCAGCACACCCACUGAGCCCCUGAGUCCUACCAGUUCCGUGGGCGAGGAGCGUAACUAAGCCCCUCUACCCCACUCCCUACCUGUCCUGUGUCCCUCCUGCAGAGGGCCUGAUAGAUGGGAGGGUGCCUGAACCCCACUCCAGACCCUGAGAGGGACCCGUACCCAGUGUGGUCCACAGCCCAGCCUGUUUCAGACACUCCAGCCCCUGGGCUCCAGUCUUGGAGCCCCCACACUCCACGCCGCUGUGUGCCUUUCUUGAAUUGCAGAAUGCAUUCUUUGUGUUCUGGUCUGGAGUCUCCAGACUCAGACUGGGUCCCAGAGGCCAGGAAUCUGCCUUUGUUCUUCGAUGCCAGAGGUUUUCAGCCUCCUGGUUUAUUGUUUUCCAGGCUGCAGCUUCUUCAUUUGAUCCUAAACCACAGAGUAUGCUGUGCUCAGGCCUGCCCCUCAUGUUAGAAUCUGUGGCCUCUCUGCAACCGGGACGCCAAGUGCAGAGUUAGGACGCCUCAGGGAUUAACAUAGUUGAAUAUGAGCUGGAAAAGUAGCUCAGUUGUCAGAGUGCUUGCCUGGCACACCCAGGGAUCUAGCUCUAACACCUCACCUCGUAAACCUGAAUUGCUGGUGCACCUCUGUAAUUCCAGCACUCAGUAAGUAGAGGCAGAAGGGUCAGGCGUUUGUCUUCUGCUACACAGGAAGUUAGUUCAAGGCCAGGCAGGGCAAAAGUCAAUGAAGCAAAGGUAACAGUGCUUAAGGUCCUCCAUUUCAGCCCGCAGCUGGGAUUCCAGGACAGGCUGCAAGCUUGGUCUCCCUGGGUGUGUCCUGCUCAUUUCUCCCAGGGAGCAUGCAGAGUUGGACCAGACCUUUUUGCCUUCUUGUGGACCAGAGGUUAUUCUUCCCUUUGGCCCAGUGUCCCCUCCAGGAAAUGCCUCCUUUGAGAACAGGAUGACUAUCAACCCCACAACGGCUCAGCCUGCGGUGAAACAGCUGGGCUCUGGCUCCCAGUGGCCAAAUCAGGAGUCUGAUCACUGUGCUGCCCCCUGAUCCCCUUUCCUGAUCUAGAACCGAGCCCACUGGCUUCUCGAAGCCCCACAUGUACCUCGAGGCCUUUCUGCCUGCAAGCUUUGUCCUGCCCCAGCUUCAGUGAAGGGGGGCCCUCAUACCUGAGGCCCUUCUUGGUUUGCAUUUGGAGGGGGAGGGCAGAAGGUGUGUGAUUGGAGUGUGUCCAGAGAUGAAAAAAAUAUACAUGUAUUUAAGA